Alternaria triticimaculans is the source of this 753-nucleotide messenger RNA. RefSeq lists its product as uncharacterized. NCBI's taxonomy places the organism in Eukaryota, Fungi, Ascomycota, Dothideomycetes, Pleosporales, Pleosporaceae. The record is from RefSeq and is a predicted model, not a curated record. Bases 1 to 753 code for a protein of 250 amino acids. The transcript has 2 exons.
AUGUAUAGUGUUUCCAAUUUUAAUGCUGUUAGGUCACCGUACUUCACGCAUGGGAAACAGUUCCUGGGCUCCAUGUGCGGUCUUGCAAAAACGCUGGUUAGCGAUCUCCGACUCGACAAGCCCACGCAACCCGCGGGAUGUCCAAGCCUAGGCCCUCGUGUUGAUAACAAGGAAGUUCGGAAGACCGAGGGCAGGUUGAUUAUCGGUCUCACUCAAACCGCCCAGGUUGCCAUCUACGAUCUUGCGCUCUUAACAAAGCCUACGGAUGAGUUGUCAGUGUCGCAUCUAGCGUUCGAGCCCAGGCGCAUCGAGUACUUUAUGGAGCUCCUAGAGACCAGUAAAGCCUGUCGAGAACACGCUUGGAAUGGCGGAGUCAUAGGUCUGACGGCUCCAUCAAUGCUCGUGUUCUCGUAUUGUAUCAAGACCUUGUACAGAUUCGCCAGCCUCAAAGGAAUCCCAGACUGGAUACCACCCAUCGUUCAAUCAAGCUUCGACAUCGUGCAAUGUCUAGAGAGGUUCGCCGAGAUUGCUGAGCAGGCUAACACGGAAUUCAAGGCCAAGACAGGCGAGGAUACUCUGUUUGCUGCGGCUGCGGAAACGCUAAGGGCUAUGGCACCAAACUGGAAACUUCCAACGACGGAGAACGAUGACGACAUGGGCAAUGCAUCGGAUGGAUGGAAUGGCGGUUUUGGUGAUUUUGGGGCACUGGACUUUUCGAGUGACUUCUGGUUGCCUAAUGCUUUCAAUCCUUGA